UAAGGCCUUGCCCCAGCGCUGCCAUUGAGGGGCAUUGAGUCAGUGAGUGGAAGAGGUUUGUUUGAAACAGGCCGCAAUGGAGAGACCAGCGCCCAGGGAAGCGAGGGAACAGCAGGCUCCUUCCAGCAGCGCAUCGAGAUGUGAGUCUGGGACACAGAGGGGGCUCCGAGACCGGCAUUGAUUCGGGCUCAGUUCAGGGAGAACCGGGGGCUGUAGGAAAAUACUUGCAGGAACAAGACAAUGUAAUACUUGGCCAAUACAAAGCUAAGGGUGACCAGCUGCUUCUAACAAACAACAGCAGAAACUGAGAGGGACAGUUGGAUGGUGACGCUUAUAUCUUCACGUGACAGCUACCAACAAAAAAACACUUGAAGGACCAAGACAAAGUAAGAUUUCUUCAGUACAAUGGCAAGUGUGACCAGAUCCUUCUGACAAACAGCAGGCAAAUACUUGAUGGGCCAAGACUGUGUCAUAUUUCAUCAGUACAGCAUCUACCAGCUGCUCCAACCAAACAGCAGACAAACACUGGAAGGACCAGGACAAUGUAACAUUGCUUCAGAUCAAAGCCAAGUGUGAUCAGCUCAUUAUAAUAAACAGCAGAGAAGAAACUUUGAGAUACAAGUUGCUGUACAUGCACAUUUCCAUAUCGAUGCAACUGACAGGAAAAGUUUGAAAAUAACCUUGAAGAUAGCAAGAAUUGCAGAUGCUGGAGCCAGCUUUCCCAGUUUCACGUGAAAAGGAGAAUAUUGUAGAGGAGAAGACUGAAUUACGCGCUACUAGAAUUGAAAGGAUUGAGCAUUGCUGACGUGGUCAGGCUAUAAAAAGCGAGCUCCGAGCCCGUUUUUGCUUAUUCUGUGUCUGAAAGUGACCGUCACGAUGGUAGAUGAGAAGAAAGCGCAGGCACCUUCCAAGAAGGGCGCCAAGAAAAUCAUCAAGAAGGCGCCAGCGAAAGGCGGUAAGAAGAGGAGAAAGUCCAGGAAAGAAAGUUACGCCAUCUAUAUCUACAAAGUGAUGAAGCAGGUUCACCCCGACACCGGCAUCUCCUCCAAGGCGAUGAGCAUCAUGAACUCGUUCGUCAGCGAUAUUUUCGAGCGUAUCGCAGGGGAGGCUUCCCGCCUGGCCCAUUACAACAAGCGCAGCACCAUCAGCUCCCGGGAGAUCCAGACCGCGGUGCGGCUGCUGCUGCCCGGGGAGCUGGCCAAACACGCCGUGUCGGAGGGUACAAAGGCGGUGACCAAGUACACCAGCUCCAAGUGAGACCCCACAUUGUGCUGAAAAAAACACAUCCAAAACCCAACGGCUCUUUUCAGAGCCACCCACAAUUUCAGUGAAGCAGUUGAACCAUUUUUCGUUUGUAAAUGAUUCUCGGUAUCUAUAAUUCAUGUCUCUAAUCUUUAUCUUUGUUUACACAAACGUUCUAAAAAUUAAUGUGCUGUCCCUGUCCCUCUGUCGGUUAGUUUCGGAUGCCUUCCUACCCAGUCUCUCCCUCGCUGUACAGAAAACACAUUCAUCGUCAGUCAGUCAUUUUUUUUCAACAACUCCGAUGUGUUCCAGUUAUUAUUUACCCCUUGAUCAGGAAUUUCACCCCCUGGAAAGAAAACUAACUGCUCGAGUCCCACGAAAAGUUGUUGGGGGAUCUCUUGUCAUUGAGGAUUUCAGCUGUCGGUGAGAGGCUUUCAAAAUGAACUGCGAUAAAGCCAGAGCCAGGAUUGCAGUCGCAAGUGUGAAACUGUUGUGUUCAAGGAGAAUAUGGGAGGGCAACUUCAAACUAUUGUUUCAAGUUUUAACCCGUUCACCCCGAAAAACGUGGUGUAAGUUUUUAUAAAUACAUCAGCGUGCACUUG
This is a messenger RNA of Stegostoma tigrinum, 1844 nucleotides long. RefSeq names its product late histone H2B.L4-like. Bases 877 to 1257 code for a protein of 126 amino acids. Lineage: Eukaryota; Metazoa; Chordata; Chondrichthyes; Orectolobiformes; Stegostomatidae. Gene Ontology annotation, molecular function: structural constituent of chromatin; DNA binding; protein heterodimerization activity. The record is from RefSeq and is a predicted model, not a curated record. Gene Ontology annotation, cellular component: nucleosome. The transcript has 8 exons.